CCUGAAGAGUAGCGUCUUGCGCCAGGUGCAAAGGAGCCAGUCGCUCAGGACUCGCAGGGAAUCACCGCCUGCUGCCGGUAGCCCUCUCUCCAACUGCCCAGAGCCCUUAUCCCGAAGGAUUUCUGAGGAGAGCAUGGAGUUCUUUGCCAAAAACACGCGAGCUAGUAAGAAGCGAGUGGGCAGCGCUGCAGUCCAUGCUUUCCGCCAUGACGUCUGUGAACAGAAGGGUCUAGCGUUUGUUUUGGAAGUUUGUCAGUGAGCUGCUGUCAGUGGUUGUGUUGUGCCUCCGUUCUUAGUGUGUGAAUGAUUUAUUAGCAUCUUGACAAAGAGUUUGUCAUCACCCAAAUGACAGUCUUCACACUGUUUAUCUAAAACAUGAGGAUUUAAAAAAAAAAAAUCAUAGUUUACAGAAUCUGGACAGUUGUUUUCAUGACAUAACUCUAAAAUAAACAACACAGAGCACACUCGGAGUUAUUCAAAAAAUGUCCUUGUGAUGUAAAAGCCACAUUUCCACUUGCCUGUAAUGCAGUACUUCUCAAAUAGUGGGGCGGGCCCCCCUAGUGGGGCGCAGAGCGUUGCCAGCGAUGGCGCAUGUGACCUCAGGGAACAUACUUUUUUGCCAUAAUAGAAUAAUGUAUCAUUUUCAAUGUGUGCGCAGUAUUUUUGAACAAAACAAGAGCAUACAGCAAAGAGCACUGGAGAUAUGACGAGCUAAGACGAGGAAAUAUGACUAAGCGUAUGUAGCGUUUGGCUUUGACUUUUAAUACAGUGAGAGACGAGAAAAGACCAGUCUGUGUCUAAAAAUGUUUGCAACACACAGCAGGAAGCCACAUCAAAUAAGAUGUCACUAAUAUACAUUAGACCCCACUCACAUUGAUAAGCCACUUGAUUUUUUUUCAGCCAAGACGUGCCGAAUAUUGCCAACUAUCGUCCCGCUUUGUUUCGCAGUGUUACAUCAGUAAACCAGCGAGCACUGUUAGCAGAGGCGUAGCAAGGGUCCCCGGGGGCCCCAGGCAACAAGCAACAUGGGGCCCUUCGAGCGUGUGCAAGUAUGGGGGACAGUUGGACUUGGAGCAAUAUUAUAUUUAAUAAAUGUCUAAUAACGCCUCAAUCUCAUAGAGCGCUUUAUAGGACACUCAAAGUGCCCCCCCCCCCAUUGCCGCCCACUCUCACUUUGAGUCACGUGACACAUAUAUAUACUCGCGCAGUAUAAUGAACACAAAGGUGGGGGGGUGCCAGUGCGUGCUGUGUGGACGUGCGGUCAUCUUGGCCAUUAAAGUGGCGAAAACUAAGUACUUUACACUGACUCAUAUGGAUGUACUUACAUUCGUUUAUGGACGCACUCAUUUUAACAGGUGGCCGUCCUCUGCUCGAAAUGCGCACUUUACGCCUAUUCUCGCUAAUCUAAAAGGAGUAUCAAAAUUGCUAAUAAAAUCGUUUAGGAUUAUUUUAUAUGCAUAUAUGUUCUAUUUUUCUUAUAGAGUAUUCGACGAGGAAUACGAUAGACCCACUAAUAGACUUUUUGGGAAAAAUCCCCAUUUCUUAAAGUAGUCACAUGAAUAAUUAGGUGGCCUGUGAAAGUCAAUGUAAAACAACUCGGCAAGGACUUUCCAGAGAGUACUUGGUGAGUCACUCUUUAAAAAAUCAUGUGGUAUUAAUAGCUGAUUGGAUUUUGUUUACCAUGUAUAAUCUACCUGACAUGGUUAGUGCUGAUUGGGAUUGAUAACAGAAUCGUUAGAUAAUCUGCCAAAUGAUUCCAUGGUAUUGAAACACUCCCUACACUUGUCGCUGCAACAGUUCAGUAAAGCUGCGUGUGCUAAAUCUGUUGGACCUCUGGGGGCCCCUGCUGGCUGGUGGCUCCAGGCAAUUGCCUGGUUUGCCUAAUGGGUCACAACGCCUCUGACUGUUAGCAUCAUAUAAGGUGGCAUACCAAGUUGCUCAGUGCAAAAUAGCAAAAAUAAAAACUGUCCCACUGUCCAAUGACACUGUUGUUUCUGUUCGAAUAAUUUUUGUUUUUACGGUUAAAUUGUUAUUUGAAUGUAUUAUUUAUUGAUUGAUUUUAUUAAAAUUUAUUUUACACUAUUAACAGGUCCAAAAAUAUACCGUGAAUGUGUUUUUACAGAUUAAAUGUGACUUUUUUGUUUUUUUAAUUCAGGCAAAGUGAUGCACUUUGUCUUUUCUAUACAUUAUUGUAAGUUGAGCUAUAUAUUGUUUCUUUAAUAUUAAAUGGGCACAAUAUUAUGCAGAGGUAUACUUAUAUUAAUAAUUUAUUGGCAAUUGAUACAAUUUACAGUGGCGGCAGAGAGUUGUGGGGGGGGUGUGAAACGUUUACGUUUUCCUGGGGAGGGCGUAACAGAAAAUAAUUGAGAAGCACUGCUGUAAUGGAUGUACAGUACAAUGAGCUUUGAGUUGCUGCGCUAUGUAACAACCUUAGCUUUGUCAUGUCAAAUGUAAAGGAAAAACAUCCUCUUAGACAAUUUGAUUAUUAGGGCUCCCUCUGAGAGCCUAUUGAGGAUUCACUAUCAGACUGUUCCCAUCACAGUGCCAAAGGGGAGCCUGCACUGUGCCACCGCCACAAGAGCACGUGGACCAGGCUUUUAUCCAGGAGAGAAUCAGCAGGACGGAGCUGGACUUGAUCUAUGAGGAGGUCGUGUACACAGUCAUCAACCGAGUUGGGGUGCCUUCAUCAGAACAUGUGACGAGUGACGAAGAGCUGUUUGCCUACCUCUUAAAGGUGUUUGAUAUGGGCGAGGAGGAACAUGACAUCAUACUACAGAAAGUGCAAGAAUCCAAGAGAGCCACUUUUUCCUUGAGAGCUUCUGUUUUGAAAGCCAAGAAUCUGCUGGCUAAAGACGCCAAUGGCUACAGUGACCCUUAUUGCAUGCUGGGCAUCUUGGAGGGGCAGAGCCCACGAGAGACUGAGGAAAAGAAGGAAAGGAAGUUCAGUUUCAGGAAGAGAAAGGACAAGCUGGAGAAACGCUCCAGCACCAAGGAAGCGCUGCCGGCUAGGUGCAUCCAGGUGACCGAAGUCAAGCCGGAGACGCUCAACCCAGUUUGGGAUGAGCACUUCGUUUUUGAAGUUGAUGACGUCCACAAUGACUUGCUCCAUUUGGAUAUUUGGGAUCAUGACGACGACGUCUCGGUGGCGGAGGCCUGCAAAAAGCUCAAUGAAGUCAGCGGACUUAGGGGAAUGGGAAGGUAUUUUAAGCAGAUUGCAAAGUCUGUACGUGCCAAUGGAUCGUCAUCAUCCGGCUCUGAGGAGAAUGCAGACGAUUUCCUAGGAUGCAUCAACAUUUCUUUAAAUGAAAUUCCCGUCGGAGGUUUUGACACUUGGUUCAAACUGGAGCCUCGCUCGAGUGCCUCCAAAGUGCAGGGUGAAUGUCACCUGAUACUAAAGCUGUUCACAAGCCAGAGAGACACGACGCUGUCGAAAAAAGAGUCCAACGUGUCCAUUCAUAAGAAGCUGCUGAGUCAGAUUGUUGAGUAUGAGCACGCUCAUGUCAAGCGAGAGCCGUACAACUGGAACGGGCAGGUCAGCCCCCCGGCGUGGACAGUGCUGACUCACCAUGCCGUGCAAACCGAUCUCACUCGUCUCCAACAGGCCAUAAUUCGCUGGCAGUGCUACAGCGGCCAUCAUCGAACCCAACGGGUGUGCUAUUCCCUGCUGCUGCGCCUCCUGAGGGCCAUCGAUGCAGAGUGGGACCCUCCCUCUGUGAGAGGAGACCUGGAGAGGCAGCUGUCAGACAGCUUCAGGCUUUACACAGAGCACUGCUUGUGCCUGAUGAAGAACAUGCGGCAGGUUUUCCCCUGCACCAGCGCCGCUGCCAUUACACGAUACGAGCUCAUGCUGAGGGGGAUCGGUUACAUGCAGAACAUGCGGGCGUUUAAGACCGUUUGCCCCUUGCGUAACCAGCUGCACUUGGACAUCACAUCCGCUGUGAAGAAAGGAACCUCUGAGUGGUACGAGAGUUUAAUCGCGCAGUACAGGCCAGAGGAUGGGUCACUGGAAGAGCAGCUGAAAAAAUUGGUUAUUGUGGUGGAUGCCGUCUGCACAGACAUGCAGAGAGCUCAGAAUAUCUACAACAAACUUUUCUACAGCGCAGUCAAAGUGGAUUUCUUCAGCGUGACAUACAGGCAGCUGGAGAAACUGGUGGCUGAUGAUGUCAACGUGGCCAUGGAAAGACUUUGCGGCACUCUUGAGCAGGAAAGUUCCAGACUGACUCAGACGAUGGGCGAGACGGUCUUUGAGCUUUUCGUGUCUCUGAAGAGCCUCAAAGGCUUCCGGGAGUUCCUUCCUCUCAAAGAUGCAAAAAUGUUGGCCUUAACGGUAUUCCACAACUGGUUCAAGUCAUCCAUUCACAAAUUCCUGCAGAUUGUUCACGAAAGGUCAUGUGACAGGAUCUGCAAAGCGGUAGAAACGGACAAGAUGGAAGCAGUGCAGCAAGGCAAGCACAGCUCUUCGGCCACGGAAGUGACAGCCUGUUUCCGACAGGUCCGUGAUAUCUGGCUCCAGCUGGCCUGGCCGGAUUCUGCGGGUGCCUUCAUCUUUGUCACCCGCUUGACCGACAACUUUUGCAGCGAGGCUGUGUGUUACUCUGAGAUGCUCACGCGUAAGAUUGAGAGAAGCCAGCUGGGCAGGGACCACAAGGGCUUCAUAGUUCAGCUGUGCGUGGCCCUAAACGACGUGGAGCACGUCCGUGUAUUUCUGGGUCACCUGCCCCGCGACCUGGACUGGCCGGGCGUGGAGCGUGCCAUGGAGGAGUCCUGCGGCGCCGAGGGCAAAGAGCAGGUGUUCAAGGCCCUCAACGGGCAACUCUUCAAUAUGGAUCAAGACCUGCAAAGGGAAGCCAAGCGUCUCAUUGCGCUGCUCACAGACAAGAUGAUGCCUGAGCUUCGGCGUUACAUCCAGCACAUCAGCUUGUCUCCUGACUCCAUCAACAACGACGAUGCCGUGGACCCCCUCAUGAAAUACCUGCAGGAGACUGUGGUCAUCCUCAAGGAAACACUAGUGAAGGACAACCUCACACGGGUUCUGCAGAGCCUAUGGGAGCUGCUUCUGCGCAUGAUCCUGGACUCUGUCAGAGAAAACCGAGGCGUCCAGGUGGAGUUCUACAACCGAUUCCAGUACACUGUAGAGACCUUAUUGCAAUUCCUCCAAGGAAAUGGUUUAUCCCAAGAAGAUAUGAAGACUGGGGACUACAAGGCUCUGGAGGAGGAGCUAAAGCUGAACAAAUGUUCCUCCUUCGAGCUGAUCGAACAGUACUACCUGGAAAAGAUCUCCCUGCAGAAAACCCUCAAACACACACGCUUCGGUCGUAUAAGUGUCAAGUGCUACUACGAUGCGCCUGAGCAGAGGCUGACUGUGGAAAUCCUGCACGCUGCUGACAUUAUGGCGCUGGAUGCAAAUGGUCUUAGCGACCCGUUCGUCAUUGUAGAGCUUUGUCCACACCACCUCUUCCCGCUGGCCAAGAGCCAGCGAACGCAGGUGAAGCUGAAGACGUUACACCCAGUGUUUGACGAGCUCUUCUACUUCCACGUGAGCCCUGAACAGUACAGGCACAGAUUCGCCUGCUUGACAUUCACCGUAAUGGACUACGACUGGCUGUCAACCAAUGACUUUGCCGGAGAGGCUGUGGCCCCGCUCAGCGACUUCUGCUGGCCGGGGAGGCCCAACGCCACGGCGGCCGGCAAGAGUGUGCAGCCCUUCAUCCUCCACCUGUCUCGCAGCAAACCCAGCGAGAAGCCUAUCAUGCGGAUGCUGGACGCUCGAACGGGUGACAGAGAGGCUCAGGAGUUUGUCCGCAGGCUGAAGGAGAUUGAGAAGUCCAUGGAAGAGGAGUAAAAUACAGGAAAGGCAAAAAAAAAAAAAAAAAGCCCCCGGGCCAACGCGUAUCGAUGUUUUUUGAUUACGUGUCGCCACCUGUGCUCUUGUACCGGUACAAUGUUUACAAUUUUGAGGUUGUUGCCAUUGUUUAGUUGUUUUUUUAACAAUGUUGCAAGUUGUUGUUUAUUAUCUACACAACACCAAAAUGACGAUUUGCGAGGGAGUCACUGUGCGACCUGGCACUCCCUCAGUUCAACUUCAUUUUAGGAAAAAAAAUCUACACAUGACUACUUUUUGUAACGUUCUUUGUCGUAUAUUUGAUAUGAUAGAAUUCCAAACUAUUUUGUGGAAGUAGCACUCAAAGUCGGAAUCUUUACCUCACGUGUGUGUGUAUAAGGUGAUUUUGGAGAGGAUUUGUUGGUAAGCGGGAGCAAGCGUUGCACGCCACAGCUCAGGGUACCAAAUGUGGGGAGAAUCAUUGCAAAGUGGUGGUGUUGUGUUCAUUUACUGUAAAUGGAUGGUAUUAAGUAAUUAAUAUUCUAAUUUAAGAAAAUAUAUAUAUUAUGGAUGUCAGCCAAUUGUUGACAAGCCUGUUAUCAUGAGAUUUUAGUAGGAUUUUGUCCAAAAAGUAAUUCACUUUAAUUCAUGUGUUUUUUUUUUUAUUAAUUAUUGUUCUAAAUUGUAUGAUUCUUUAGUUAAUAUAUCAUAAUUCAAACAACUUUGAGGUGUUUUUGUACCAUAAGGGUAGUGUGCCUUGGUGGAAUGGGUACAUCUGUAAUUUUAUGCAGAAUAAGAAAUUUUAAUCAUUUAUAACCGUUUGAGAAAUGUUGGAGGACUAAACUCUUGUCAUGUUGGUAGUUGUUGUACUAAUUAUACAGUAUUGGUUUGCUGAAUUUAUGCAAAACUAUAUAAAGUAGAUGUCAACAGCCUGUUGUUAGAAUUUAGACGGAUUUUGUACGAACAUCAAUUUACUAAAAUUUGUUGAGAUGCUUCAUUUGGUUUAUCGAUGAAUGUUCUAAAUGCAUCAGUAUACAAUAAUUAAUUUCGGAAGGAUUCAUAUUCCAUAAUCCAAAGCUGAUUUUCAGUCAUUUUUGUCGAAUGUCAGCCAUCUUUGUGGAACUAGCAGAUUUUCGGUUUCGUGCAAUUUACUUCACACAGGUCCAUCUUUUUUAAUUAUAUUAGUAUACUUUUAAUCAUUUUCAGACUGUUAUACUCUAUUAUCACAUUCUGAUUGAGUAUUAUUUAAAAAACAUCAUUAUGCAAAACAUAUCAAUCAUAGAUUUAUAGGUGCUUCAAAAUUUGGUUGGUUAUUUGUGCAUUAUCCUACAAAAUUGUCAUGACAGGUUAAAAGAUCCAGUCAAGCUUUCAAGUACUAUGUUUGUAUCAUUUUGAACAAUUCAUGAGCAGUUUCUUUUAAAGUUUUACUUGACCACUUUUUUGUUGUUGUGAUAAUUCAAACAGUCAAGCCGAACUGAGUCAUUUGGCCAUGUCAAACCAACACAAAAGUUGUGAUUCAUAGCGUAUUUUAGAUCUGCGGUCUGUUGAAGUGAUGAGUCUGCUUUGUGUAGUACAGCUAUCUGAAAGGGAAAAAAAUAAUCACCCUGAGGACAGUGUCGGAGCGAAAUCGUAAUUUAGUUGGGAAAAGCGAGCUGAGUGCACUUAAUAGGCUUGUGUAGCAUUCAGACAAGGACGCUAAAAGACGUUAAGUUGCGAGCGGUGCAUUAACGUCGAAAAUAGCUCGCUCUUACUAUUAUUGGUUACAUCUCUAAAUAAAAAUCCCAAGAAUGCUAUCAAAAAUAAGCGGUAAACAGUAAUAUGGUCAAAACAUGUCCCUUGUGGCCAAUUAUAAAUCUACAAUUUGUACCA
This is a messenger RNA of Corythoichthys intestinalis (scribbled pipefish), 7690 nucleotides long. RefSeq names its product BAI1 associated protein 3 (gene baiap3). The record is from RefSeq and is a predicted model, not a curated record. Gene Ontology annotation, molecular function: SNARE binding. Lineage: Eukaryota; Metazoa; Chordata; Actinopteri; Syngnathiformes; Syngnathidae. Gene Ontology annotation, biological process: positive regulation of neurotransmitter secretion; regulation of dense core granule exocytosis. The transcript has 33 exons. The coding region runs from base 2744 to 5842 and encodes 1032 amino acids. Gene Ontology annotation, cellular component: trans-Golgi network membrane; recycling endosome membrane; plasma membrane.